This is a messenger RNA of Astrephomene gubernaculifera, 943 nucleotides long. Lineage: Eukaryota; Viridiplantae; Chlorophyta; Chlorophyceae; Chlamydomonadales; Astrephomenaceae. The record is from the annotation of a GenBank genome assembly.
CGGAAGCGGCUGUACGGCGUGCGGAGGCGGCGGAGGUGGACCGUGCGGCUGCGGAGUGUACGGCGGCGGAGGCGAGGUCACGGGCGGAGGCGGCGGAGGCGGAGGCGGUUCGGCAACGUACGGAGGCGAAUGAGCAGCGAAGUCAGCUGGAGCAGCUCACCCACCAACUAUCCUCCGCACGCUCCUGUAAUGCGACACUGGCGGCGGCUCUUACGGAGGCACGCGAGGAGCUGGCGGCUAAGCAGGAAUUGGCAGCGGAACUGCAACGAGAGGCGGCGCGGGCGGGAAUGGCGGCGGCGGCGGCGCAGGAACAGCUGGCGGCAGAGGCGGCGGCGCAGGCGGCGGUGACGGCGCGGGCAGCGGAGCUGGAAGCGGCGGUGGCGGCGGUGACGGCGCGGGAGGAGGCGUUGCGAGAGGAGAUUGAGUCGCUGGGAGCCAAGCUUGUGGAGGCUGCUGACGAGACGACCCGCCUUCAGCACCAGACCCAGGCAGCCCGAGCGGCGUCAGAGGCGCUGCAUGGGCAGCUGUCGAGGCUGCAAGGGCGGCUGGAGGCGGCAGAAGGGCAGCUGGAGGGGAUGCAGGGAGAGUUGGAGGCGGCGGUGAAUCGCGGCGUGCAGCUGCAGCGACGUAUCGCGUGCAUGAGUGGACAGGAGGAGGCUCUAGCCGCCCAAUCCCUGGACACCCUGGAGGCACUCGCGCAGCAGGCGGAGGCGGCGCUGCCUCGCUUACGACAUGCCAUCGUGGCGGCCAGGGUGGCAGCGGCGCGGUCGGAGGCAGCGGAGGCGGUGGAGGCGGCGACGUGUGCGGUGUGCCUGGCGGCGCGGCGAGACACCUUCCUGAAUUGCGGACACAUCAUCUGCCAGGACUGCGCGGAGCGGUUAGAGCUGUGCCCGCUGUGCCGGGCGCACAUCAACCACCGCUCCCGGGCCUUCGUGUGAUGGGG